Coregonus sp. 'balchen' is the source of this 11436-nucleotide messenger RNA. NCBI's taxonomy places the organism in Eukaryota, Metazoa, Chordata, Actinopteri, Salmoniformes, Salmonidae. The record is from the annotation of a GenBank genome assembly.
GUUUGGCCGGAGCAAGGAGUUUGCGUAGCCAGGCAAGCGAAUCGAUAGAGCUCUAUUUUAUUAAUUAAUGUCAACAGUUACGGAGAAACUAGAGGCCGAGAAGAACCGAAGAGAGAAUCUGUGAAUAGUGGCAAAAAAUGAAACAUUGUAUCCGCAUAUUGUCUCUUCCAAGAAAUGUCAAACGAGUUUGUGUGCAACAACAGUGAGCAGUAGAACGCUUCACUGACAGCGCAGCGGGUUAUAUUGUUUUGCUGGAUAUCCCGAGCCUUGGUUGGGAUUUUAGGAGACUACAGAGAAAUGUGUCGGAGGUAAGAUGUCAAUGAUAUUUGUCUACGGGGUUCUGUGGUUGUUUUCGUCUCCCAGUUGUCUUCAUUAUAUUUCCCUCCUAUCGUGCGUGUGUGACUGUCAGCUGACAAGUAGUUCCUGGCUGGUCGAUAUAGGCCUACUGGAGUCGAGGUGGGCAGGAAAGGAUGCAUAUAAGGAAAGAAGAGAGCGAAGGCAGGGGGAGUUAUUGUGGGAUGACUUGUACUGGUGUCGUCAUCCGUAGUUUCUCAUUACCAAAAGCAGUAUAAAGAACAGUCUUAUCUAUUGUCAUGGCCAUACAGUUGUGAUGCAUUUUAACAUAAUGCCAAAUCGGCUACAUACCAAUAUUACAAUGAUUUUGUUUACAUGAUAGUAAAUAAUAGAUUUAAAAAAAAUAGGACUAGUCAUUGUUUGCUAACGUUAUAACAUGGUUACAACAUGUGAUGUCAUGCAUCCAAUGCUCUUUCUUAUUGUCUACUGUAAGCCCCAAGCUGACGUUAGACCCCUCCCACGUGAUUCACACAUGAUGUUGAACAUCACCAAUCCCCCCCCCCCCCCCCCCCAUGAGAUGAGCUUUAAUGUUUUCCCCAUAGCCCAUAUUAGCCCUGUGUAUGCUUUGUUUUUGUAUGCAGGCCUAUGUCAGUGUGCUCAUUAAACAUAGGCAAGUGUCAAGCAGGCGAGUUGCAGGUCACCAUGGAUCAGAAGAUACCUUUGGUCAUGUAGUGUAUGUGGACACCUGCUCGUCCAGCAUCUCAUUCCAAAAUCAUGGGCAUUAAUAUGGAGUUGAUCCCCCCCCUUCGCUGCUAUAAUAGCCUCCACUCUUCUGGGAAGGCUUUCCACUAGAUGUUGGAACAUUGCUGCGGGGACUUGCUUCCAUUCAGCCACCAGAGGAUUAGUGAGGUUGGGAACUGAUGUUGGGCUAUUAGGCCUGGCUCGCAGUCGGCAUUCCAGUUCAUCCCAAAGGUGUUCGAUGUGGUUGAGGUCAGGGCUCUGUGCAGGCCAGUCAAGUUCUUCCACACCGAUCUCGACAAACCAUUUCUGUAUGGACCUCGCUUUGUGCACAGGGACAUUGUCAUGCUGAAACAGGAAAGGGCCUUCCCCAAAUUAUUGCCACAAAGUUGGAAGCACAGAAUCGUCUAGAAUGUCAUUGUAUGCUGUAGCAUUAAGAUUUCCCUUCACUGGAACUAAGGGGCCUAGCCCGAACCAUGAAUAACAGCCCCAGACCAUUAUUCCCCCUCCACCAAACUUUACAGUUGGCACUAUGCAUUGGGGCAGGUAGCAUUCUCCUGGCAUCUGCCAAACCCAGAUUAGUCCGUUGGACUGCCAGAUGGUGAAGCUGGCGCCGACAGACAUGGCAGCUCUGCUUCUAGCUCCUAAGCAACUUAGCUGUAUUAUAUCUUUUUUUGUUUGUUAUUUCUUACAUUAUUAGCCCAUAAUCUUUUUUUGUGUUAUUACAUACAGCCGGAAAUAACUUUUGGAUAUCAGAGGGGCGGUAACUCACCAGCAUUCUGACCAGAAAUACGACUUUCCCGAUUUGGAUCCUUUGUUCGUAGCCCCCAAUGCAAUUUAACUUAUCCCAGAGGCUUCUCCAAAAUGCCGCCGGGGGAGAAGAGGUAUUCGGAGUGGACUUCUAGUCCGACUCAGGAGGCUUGCACACCAUCCACUGCUUCCGAGUAUAUUACUCGCUAAUGUUCAGUCCCUGGACAAUAAAGUAGACAAGCUCAGGGCGAGGACAUACUCUGUUUCACGGAAUCAUGGCUCUCUCCGGAUAUACUGUCCCCAUCCAUACAGCCAGCUGGGUUCUUUGUACAUUGCGCAGACAGGAAUAAAGACAUCUCCGGGAAGAAGAAAGGAGUAGGUUUAUCUUUCAUGAUUAACUACUCAUGGUGUGAUUGUGAUAAUGUACAGGAACUCAAGUCCUUUUGUUCACGCGACCUAGAAUACCUCAAAAUCAAAUGCCGACCGUAUUACCUCCAAAGAGAAUUCUCUUCAGUUAGUCACAGCCGUGUAUAUUCCCCCUCAAGCCGAUACUACGACGGCCCUCAAGGAACUACACUGGACUUUGUGCAAACUGGAAACCACAUAUCCUGACGCCGCAUUUAUUGUAGCUGGGGAGUGUUGUAACCGAGGACAGACGAUUUCAUCAUUCAGCGGUCCCGUUCUGCGAGCUUGUGUGGCCUACCACGUCGCGGCUGAGCCGUUGUUGCUCCUAGACAGUGUUGUAGUACUUGAGACCGGUCUUGGUCUCGAGUCCGGUCUCGAGACCACAUAUUGAGUGUGUCUGUCUUGUCUCUGUGUCUUUUACUCGGUCUUGUCUCGGUCUCGGACAGUGAGGACUCUUUUACGCCGAGACCAGCGGCGUAAAAAACGUAUAAUUAUCAGCUUGAAUUCAGUCAGCUCAUAAAACCGCUUCAUCAGGCCAAAUAUAUACACUCCUUUCUUGAAACAUUAAUAUUUUAUCGCCUAUUGAAACCUGGGAUUCCUACUUUACUCGUAAUAUUACUGUCCUUUACUUUCGUUGAAAAAUAUCCGCAAACUUUGUCCGUAUUUACUUGACUCGCUCGCUGGUAGGGAAGAGUGGGGGAAAUUGUUGGAAACCUGCGCACUCACUAUUGGUAAGGGGAGACAGGGGGGAAUUGUAAUAGUAUUUAUAUCUGUUAUAGACAUGUUUGUGCAGUGUCGAGCCUAUUGGACCUUCAGUGUGUGACAGGCUCGUGAUGCUGAAAGGACAGCAACUGUAAUACCAGCGGAAAGUGCACUUUUUGUAAAACACAAAGGGCCAGUGGUGUAGUGGAGGCUAUACGCAGGUAUACGCCAUAUACCCACUUUGUUUUUCAGUGGGCAUUGCGUAUACUCACUUCUUAAUCCCUACUGUUGCGUAUCAAAGUAGUGUAGUGGAGGUAUACAACUUAUUAACCUCUACGGGAUCGGUGUCCCGUAUAUAUGGGACGGUUGAGCUAACGUGCGCUAAUGUGACUCUGUCUCGGACCCCCGUCUCCCUCUAGGUCUUGGUCUUGACUCGGUCUCACCCCCCCUCCAGUGUUGGUCUUGAAUCAGUCUCGCUUUAGAUGGUCUCGAACACAACACUGCUCCUAGACGUUUCCACUUCACAAUAACAGCACUUACAGUUGACUGGGGCAGCUUUAGCAGGGCAGAAAUUUGGCAAACUGACUUGUUGUAAAGGUUAUAAUGGUGCCACAUUGAAAGUCACUGAGCAAUGUUUGUCUAUGGAGAUUGCAUGGGUGUGUGUGUCAACAACGGGUGUGGCUGAAAUAGCCGAAUCCACUAAUUUGAAGGGGUGUCCACAUACUUUUGUAUAUAUAUAGUGUAUCUAGGCCAACUCAUUUGCCACUUCUGUUUGUUGACCUAUCAAUUGAGGUGUACCCAUUACAAAAUCUACCCAAGCUGACUAAUUUUAUGCAUUGACUCGGUUUGUAAUGUUUGCAUAUCAGUGUCACUGAUCGUUUUAACAAAGAGAAGUGGGUGUUAACCAUGAGUGAUUACAUGUGUCUGUGUCAGUAAGUGCAAGUCUGUGUCUGUCUGUCUGUCUUGUGUGUGUGUGUGAGAAUGCUCUUGUGUGUAUUGCUUCAUGCCUACUGGGCAAAUGCAGACAUUCCAGGAGUGAAUGGAAUAGCACAGGCCCACAGCUGCUGUACAGAGCUACAGCUUCUCUGUGGUGUCUCACUGAAGCUGUCUGACUUCCUGAAGGCACUGACUACACUAGCAACUAUGCACUCUGUAUAGCACAACUGUUACAGAAUACGUAGCUAGUCAAGGUUGACAUUGCCCUUACCCCUGUGAAAGGUUUGAGGCUUCUUACACUACAUCAAACUUUCUCUCUCAGAAUCAUACAUCAUAUUUUUGAAAUAACAUAUGAUAUAGAUUACAUUUCCUUUGAUGACUCAAGUUUAAAACCAGGUCCCUAGCCUCAAGCAGCAAAAGGGGUCAACUAAGUUGGGUGAACUCAAAAAUCUGCUCGAUAACUUUCAACACAACAGCAUCUCUUCUCUGAUCCUAUUCCCAGGUAAUCUACAGUCACUCUGUUACCAUCCCCUUUCCCCUUUCCCCAUCCCCCUAACCUCUUCCCAACCCACCCUGUGAUGAUGUCGUCACCCUCCGCGGUCACCCCCUUGACAACGUCUCCCCCCACCCUCCGCCCCUCCUCCGCCCUGGACUCUCUCUCCAUGUCCUCUCUACUCUCCGGGGACCUAGAGGAUGAGGGGGGGGAGGAGGGGGGCCUGGGGGACCUGGAGGUGAACCCAUACGAUGGCUUGCCCUUCUCGUCACGCUACUACUCUCUGCUGGAGGAGAGGAAAACGCUUCCCAUGUGGAGCCUCAAGUACCGCCUGCUGGAGCACCUGGAAACACACAGCAUGGUGGUGGUCAGUGCCCCCAGUGGCACGGGCAAGAGCACACAGGUAAGAGGCAUGCAAAGUACGUACAAACAUGCACGCCGGUAUAGGCACACACAUUAGCACUGGUGAUGAAGUGCCCAGAGAGAGCAAAGAAGGUGGGGAAACAUGCCAAACAUACAGGUAGAUAUAGAGUACACACACAUGGCUAGGGACCCUCCAAACGUACACAAUAUUCAGACACUGAAGACAGACAGAAAGACAGACCACUGUACAAACUCAAGCAACUAUCACUAUCACGCUAUACACACUCACUUUGUGUGCAUAUCAGUCUCCCUCUUUCUCUCUCCCUCACCCUCUCUCUCCCAGGUGCCCCAGUGGUGUGUGGAGUAUGCCCUGUCCCAUGAGUUCUCUCAGGGCUUGGUGUGCUGUUCCCAGCCCUACGCUGUGGCUGCAGGGAGUCUGGCCCUCAGGGUGGCUGAUGAGAUGGACCUGAGUCUGGGCCUGGAGGUGGGCUACUGGGUCCCCCACGACAAUGGCUGUACCCCCGAUACACUACUUAGGUGAGGAGAGAUGUAGACACACAGGUGUGCAUGAACAUUGGCGCAUGUGUAUGUACACACACAUAGCACAAAGGUACAAGCUUGGGUACACACACAUCACCCAAUCUGACGGCACGUUUCUUACUCAUCUUCUUCUAGCACGUUUAUCCACCCUCCUUUCUGCUCCCCCCGACCUGGAAUAGAAUAUUGUAGUCCUUGUUUCCUUCUCUCUCUUUCUCUCCCCCUGAGGUUUAUAACAGUGCAAGACAAUAGGAUUAAGGGAUGGGGGGGUCAUUUCUCUCCCUGAUCCCUCUCUCACCCUCUCUCUCCUCUCUCCCUCUCUCAGGUUCGUCAGUGACUCUCUGCUCCUGGGGGAGAUGAUGUCGGACCCCCUGCUGCGUCAGUAUGGGGUGCUGGUGGUGGAUGAGGUGCAGGAGCGCACUGUGCCCUCCGACGUCCUCCUGGGCUUGCUGCUGGAUGUGUGCUGCCAGCGCCCCGACGACCUCCGCGUGGUCCUCCUCACCGACCCCUCCCUCGCCCCCAGCCUCGCCACCUUCCUGGGUGAGGGAGUUCCGCUUCUAACGCUGGAUGAGCCUGUCGCGGAUGAGGACCGGCCCGCCAGAGAUACACCCGAGACAGAGACAAGGAGGAGACCACCGGUUGUCGUGGAAACGGUGUACAGGGAUCCUGGAGGGAGGGAGUCGGCGGCAGCGGCGUGUUACAUGGUGUUGGAUCUCCACCGCAGGGGAGAGGAGGGGGAUGUCAUGGUCUUUCUCCCCAGUGCCCAGGUAGAUGCACACACACACACACAGUAUACUAAAUAUAUACAGCUAAUCUCAUCAACUACUGGGGCUGUUUUUAGCCGCAUCAGAUCAUUAGACAGUAGAUGCCCAGUAGUCCUACUGCUGGAACGGAGAAAUGGUUCAGAAGGCUCAGUGGGUUACGUUGGGUCGGGUUAGUUAGGAUAAAUCGGGUGCGUGCAACAGCAGAGUUGUGGAAUGAUAUCCCCGCUCGGGCCACGAGUUAAAUGUAAGUGUCUGCUAAAUGACCUUCCUUUGUAUCCCACCUCUUCUUGUCAGUUUCUGCUAGACUUCCUUCUACAUGUAAAUCCCUAUUGAACUGUGUUAUUUCUUAAUGCUUUGUUGUGCUGUGUUUUGUAAAUGCCAUCUUCCUUGUCUGUUGUUGCCUCUCACCCUGGGGACAGAGAAACAGGGACACUGUAACCUUAGACUGCUGAAUGGCAUCAGGGUGUGUCAGGUGUCCUGUUUAACGCAUCCAGAACACACACACGCUCGCGCGCAGAGAGAGAGAGCACAGAGCCCCAUCAUUUUCACAUCCACAUCUCUUACACACACACUCCCACUAUGUCAACAUCACCACACCCUAGCUCCUCGCCUAAUUCCUGGAUAUGGUUUCAAAUCCUGAGGCAGACCUGGACUUUAGUACAGUACAGUAGUUGAUGCCAAGGCUGCAAAACACAGAGCUAGCUAGCCAGGAGAAUGGAUCUGGUUAAGGCUCAGUAGAAGAGCCACUGUAAACAGAGUAAACAAGGACAUAGAGAAGCACUGUCUGGUGAUGCCUAGUCUCAAUUCAGAUCAACCUAAACUAUGCGUUUAGGGAGAGGGAAACAAAGAGGGAGGGAGCGAGUGGGGGAGAUAUAUGAGAAAGGAGAAGGAGAACGGGCACAGGGACAGAGGCUAUGUCCCAAUACGCUCAAAUAGAUUAUUUUGUACUUUUUAAAACAAUGAAAACCCAUUGGUCUAGCUAGUUUAAGUAGAAGAAGCCAUUACAAAAUAUGGAGACUUUAGCAGGGCAAGGAGGCAGUGGGUGGGGUAAGGGCAAAGAUGAGAAGGAGUUGCUUCCACUCUUCCCCUUUAAAUGCCCUCUGUGCCCUAUGUGCAAUCCCUUUAACUGGUUAGCAUAGCCACUUCCUCUCAGCUGCCAGAAGGAGGGAGAAACUGAUAGCCUUAGAGGGGCAGAGUGGAGAGAGGAAAGAGUGGAUGCAUUUGGAACAAUGUGUACCGUACACACUACAUUUUACUGCAUGUAGGUAGCAUAAAUAGCAUGUUCUCAUUUCAUUGAAAUUACUCUCUCUACUUGUCCACUUAUUCACUUUUUUAUGGCUGGACGACUUUUAGAAUGCCAGGACAUAACAUUUCUCAAGAGAUCGACAAAGUGCCCAGGAUAGAACAAUAGGUAUCCCCAAACCUUUCUUCUCUCUCCUCCCUCUCUCUCAGGAGAUAGACGAGUGUGGCUCUCUGCUGGAGAAGGAGUCUGUGGCCCUGAGCCCUCAGCUGGGGACCCUCAGAGUUCUGCACCUCCACGCAGGCCUCGGAGGGGCAACCCAGCGUGUCUAUGAAGCCGAGCCAGAGGGGCUUUCUGGGGACACGGAGGGAUCCAAGGGGUCUGAAGGACUGGAAGGGCCAGGGAUAGGGGUGGGGACGGGAGCGAGGCGCAGGGUCAUCCUCACAGACACCCUAGGGGAGGCCUCCUUCUCUCUAUCUGGAGUCCGUUAUGUCAUAGACACAGGCAUGCAACUCAAGACAGUGAGUACUCAUUUAUUAGAGAUGGGAGGGAGGAGGAGUAUGUGUUGCACUAUCCUACACAGUGGGCACAUCUCAAUUGUCAAAUGUGGCAAUAGCCACAAUGCUGCAUAACCUCAAUAGACUAUUGAGGUGCACCCAGUCCCAGAGCCAUGCAUAACCUCCCACUCUUCCUGUCUCCGUCUCAUAGGUUUACAACCCUCAAAUUAGAGCGGACUCCCAGGUCCUGCGUCCAAUCAGCCGGCAGCAGGCAGACAUGCGGACGCAGAGGGUAAACAGUGACCUACCAGGUAGGUUAAGGUCAAUCAAAUCUGUUGUAAGAAAUCAUCAUGGACUGUUGUGAUUAUUAGACUUAGUGCACUGUGGUGUAACAUAGCUAUUCAGGCCAACUCUCUUCUCUCUGUGUAUUCUUUUGAACCCUCUCUCCUGUCCCUCCAGGUCUGUGUUUCCGUCUGUACCCCCAGGCUCUGUAUGAGGAGGGCAUGGCGGAGACCCGCAGCCCGGGGGUGGUGGAGGAGAACCUCAGCCACCUGGUGCUACUGCUCAAGAGGCUGGACAUCGCUGACAUGGGCCAGUGCAAGUUCCUGGACAGGCCUGGUAAGGAGGGCCAUCUAGCUAGUUCGGCCAUGUUGUUUCCUUUGAAAUAAUAAAGUACACCUUGCACCAGACCUGGGUUCAAAUACAUGUGUAUUUGAGUAUUUGGUAUUUAAAAUACUUUGGACUAUUUUCAAUUACACUGCACAAAAACAAGUACUUUUAUUUCAGUAUUUGAAUGGUUAUUUGUAAAAGCCAAAUAGUCUACCAAAUUGUAUUUGAAAGUGUUUUCAAAUGCUUAUUUCAAAUACUAUUUUCUAAUACCUGGGUUAAAUGCAUUUGAGUCAGUGUAUUUUAGUAUUUUCAAAUACUUUCCAAGUGUAUUUCCAAAUACAUUAAAAUAUUCAACUGCUUAUCUUUUCAAAUAAAAUAUAUCUGAAUACUUACUUUGUAUUUAAAAGUAAUUGAGAUAUUUUAAAAAGCUAUUUGAACUCAGGUCUGCCUUGCAUUCAUGGGAUUCAUGUUACAUUCAUGUUUUUACUAGGUGCCUUCUAUUUUGUGAUAUCAGACAAAAUAUAAGAUCUUUCCAUAUCCCUCACCUUCUUCAAUCCAUCCCUCUCCGUUUUAUUCACUCUCUCUUUUUAUUCUCUCCUCCUCCUCUCUCCCUCCCUCGCCCUCCCACAGCUCCCGAGGCUCUGAUGCAGGCUCUAGAGGACCUGGACUAUCUGGCAGCGCUGGAUGAUGAUGGGAACCUAUCUGAGGUGGGCAUCAUUAUGUCAGAGCUGCCCCUGGAGCCCCCGCUGGCCAAGGCCCUCAUCGCUGCCUGCGAGUUCGACUGUGUCAACGAGCUGCUCACCAUCGCUGCCAUGCUCACAGGUACACACAGCACACACAUACACUGGCCAAGGGGCUUAUUACUGGCUGUAAAAUGAGCCUUUAAUAACCCUUUUUUACAUGCAUUACAGAAUAGUGCUUUGUUUUGUUUCUAUAACUUAGACUUAAGUUUUUGAACAGUCAUUCAUUGAAAUUAUCCACCUGCGUGUGUUCCCAGCUCCCCCCUGCUUUGUGACCCCCACACCCCAGAGAGAGGAGGCAGCAGCCACUCACAGACGCCCCGUGUUGCACAACGAGGGAGACCACCUCACCCUCAUCAACAUCUACAAUGCCUAUAUACAGCGUGAGACUAUAUACCACACCCACACUCAUAGAUAUACACAUAUAGGCAUGAAACAGACAUGCAUUUCACACAACCUCUAUUCCUUGAAUAUUGAAUGUGUGUUUCUCUGAUUCAUAUUUUAGACAAUGAGGAUGAUGCCUGGUGUACUACCAACUUCCUGAACCCCGCCGCAUUACGAUUGGCUGUGGUGAUCAGGGCGGAGCUGCUGGAGGUGAUGCAGCGAAUAGAGUUGCCCGUCUCGCCUCCAUCCUUUGGUUGCCAAGAUAACUGCACUAAUAUCAAGCGUGCGCUCAUCUCAGGGUUCUUCCUCAAGGUAAAAGGACUCAUCAGUCCACUUCUCCAUUUAAGAUGUAAUUUAGUUUGUUUGUGUCUAACAUUUGCCUGGGAAAUAUAUAGACCCUAACCCUUCUCUCUAUCCUCCCCCUAUUUCUUCCUCCUCUUUUUGUCUUUCCCUUACUGUCUUUCUAAAUGUUCACAUUCUCCUCUCUCUCUGUCUUUUGCCCCUUCCUCUUCCCCCUCUCUUUCUCUCGGUCUCUCCUGUUCUUUCUGUAUUUGUUUCUCCCUAUCUCAUUGGAUUUCCUCUUCUCCCUUCCCCCCCUCCUCUCUUUCUCAGGUGGCUCAUGAUGUGGAUGGCUCAGGUAACUACCUCCUGUUGACUCACCGUCACGUGGCUCACCUCCACCCCUUCUCCUCCUACCUGUGUCGCCGGCCGCGCCUCAACCCCCCCUCCUGGGUGCUCUACCACGAAUUCACCAUCUCCCACGACAACUGCAUCCGCACUGCCUCCGAGGUGCACCCCCACAUGUGAGUAACCCCAAAAUGUUUUGUGAACUUUUGUUGUUGAGCAAAUCCAUGUAGAUAGUAAGUGUGUAAUGUACACAGUAACCCUGAACUUCUUUGGGCCAUCCACAGUGGUGUCUUUACUUCCUUUUGGAAUACUAGUCCUUUGAUAAACAGUAAACUGUACUAUCUGUCAGAAGAUAGUGGUGCGUACCAGGUUGUCUUUAGUGAUCAGAUCGCACAACAAGAAGCAUUAAACUUCUCUGGAACCAGGUCAAUAUGAUAUAGCAAUCUCAAUGUCAUUACAUUGAGGUAAACUAGGCAUUUAAGUGCAUUACUUUGAUAACCUACUUUGGUAACCUUGGCCUCUUACUGUUUCCUGUGUAGGUUGGUGGAGCUGGCCCCUCUGUACUACCUGGGCAACCUGCCGUCCAGCGAGGGACGGGACCUGCUGAUGGAGCUGAGACAGAGUCUGCUGCCCCCAGAGGAGGUGCAGGAGAGGGGCCCAGAGGGGGUCUACGACACACGCCACAUUGAGGAACACCUAGACAGGACCGGAGAUCCACGUAAUCAGGACAGUACUGAGCUGUGUGUCAUACAGUGACGGGAACGGAGUGGGCAACCGAAAGCAGAACCAAGGGAGGAGAACCUGAGAGAGAGGACUUGGAUGCACUAUGCAGGAUACUGUCAAGUUCUACCAGGAACACACUGUAGAGCUAUACUGUACUAUUGCAUGGACAGCUAAUGAGGGAGAGUACGUACAGUACACUAUCCAGCCAUACAACGUUGUAUGGAAGCAGUUGUUUCCAUCUGAGUGAAUAAGGGCUCAGCUACAGGUGUUAGUGAAAUCUUUCUCAAAUGAGAUUAAAUGCAUUUUUGGCACAUGAAAAUGUGUGAGUUAAGGGCAAUUUCAGACUGAACCUAGAGUUCCUAUAAAACAAACUGUAUACUGGUAUGCAAAUAAAUAUAUAUUGGGAAUUAUAUAUGGCCAGAAAUGUUGACUUCUACGAGGUUCCCUGAUACUUCACUGAAGAGAUCAUCAGUCAGCUGUCAACUAGUGGACAUGCAUCCCUUCAAUGAUGACUGGUGAGGUAUCGCAUUGAUGCUGUCACUUCCAGGGAAUUUGUGUUUUUUGUCUGUUGUGGCACCAGCACCCAUCUCUUCAGUGGAAGCUAUUGGUUGACCUAUGAUCCCUCUGUAGAAGU